Messenger RNA from Sphenostylis stenocarpa, 696 nucleotides. The record is from the annotation of a GenBank genome assembly. Lineage: Eukaryota; Viridiplantae; Streptophyta; Magnoliopsida; Fabales; Fabaceae.
AUGUGGCAAUCUUGGAACAAACCACGUUCAUCUUCCUUCUCAUGUUCUUCCUUCAAAGACAUUCAAUCCCUCUUCGUAGAUGAACCCUCCACCACCAAACCCAAACCCUCAAUCUUCCACCGGGUCGCACUCGCCAACAAGCUUCUCCGAGCGUGGUCUAAUCAUCCCAAACUCACUGCACGCGCCUCCGAUGAAGCUCCACGCGCCGCCCAAUCGCACCCUCCGCCGUCCAUCCCCCGUGCGGAGCAGCGCGUAGUGGUGUACUUUACGAGCCUGCGCGUGGUCCGUGGCACGUUCGAGGACUGCAAAACGGUGCGCUCCAUUCUGCGUGGGUUCCGCGUCGCGUUGGACGAGCGCGACGUUUCGAUGGAUUCGGGUUUCCUCGCGGAGCUCCGUCGGGUCACCGGUCGCAAAACGGGUCUGACCCUCCCACGUGUGUUCGUCAACGGAAGGUACGUGGGUGGGGCCGAUGAGGUGAGGUGGCUGCACGAGAAUGGCGAGCUCAAGAAGCUCCUCGAAGGCUUGCCCGUAACUGAUUCUCACCUUCGCGCGUGCCACGUGUGUGACGAUCACAGGUUCGUGCUGUGCGGGGAAUGUUCGGGUGCGCGGAAGGUGUACGCGGAGAAAGGUGGGUUCAAGACGUGUACGGCGUGCAACGAGAGUGGCCUGAUCAGGUGCAUCUGUUGUUCUUGCUGA